CACACACUGCUAGUAUUUACUCCUUAUCAAUGCGCUUAAAUAUUGCUGGCAUAACGUUGGAUUAGACUAGUUCGUAGAGCUUCUGAAGUUUGACCUGUGCUUGAAUUGAAAAUGGAAAAACCAUGGAUAGACACAAUUGGAUCGACGCAGUGCACGAUGAAGCGACCAGCUGAUACUUACUACAUAACAGAUAACAUGGCUACAGAACCAUUAAGGUUUCCUAAUUUGGUUGCGGGAUACCAGCGAAAUCCUGCUCAUGCCCUACAGGCGUCGAUAUAUUCCAAGUACACACCAAAUGAAUGGUUCCAGAAGCAAGUUAAGUUUUACAAUGAAGCAGACUUGAACAGGCACUACUCGGAACGCUUGAGAAAUGAUACCAUGAGAGUUAUCCGGGAGGCUGAGGAAAAGAUACAUCAGGGGCAGAGAGAAACAGGGAAAAAAAUUGGGGAAAGAAUAACAGAUGUAACAUUUUGGCGUAAUGAAGUAGCCUCGGAAUUGGAAAGACUUAUAAUGGAAAAUGAGCGAUUGUAUGACUGCAAAAGACUAUUGGAGAAGGCCGUUCAUGAUAUCGAGGGGCCCCUUCACAUUGCAGAGGAAUGUCUGUACCAUCGAGAAUCUAGAAAAGCCACGGAACUUGUUCACGAUGAAAGCGAACAAUCACUAUUGAAAGAAAUUGACAACUUGAAAAAUAACCAACGAAAGUUACAGCUUUGCCUCGACAGAUGCAAAGACCAGUUGCGAAAUGGGCGAGCAUCACAAAAUCAGCUGGAAAUCGAUUUGAAAAAUAAGGAGGGGGCUUUGGGAAUAGACAAUGUGUGUUAUCAACUCAACAAUUAUAGUCGUGGCCUGCAAUAUUGCGGAGGAAUCGAGAAAUUUGACGGAUGCGUAGUUGAGCCAGAAACAUGGGCAGAAGCCGCCAAUAGAAUAGUGCAAAAGUCACAGACGGAGCGAACAAAAUCCUGUCAAUUGCGCAGUGAUGCAGAAGCCUUGAUAAAUCACGUGGCGCAGGACAUGUGGGAUUCGUGGACUCAAACGAAUAAUGCUUUGUCUCAAAGGAGCUCCGAGAUGCUAGAAGCUAAAAGCAUGCUAAAACAGCACUUGCACAAGAUACAACAGGAGAUAUUUGAUGUAGAAAAGAAUCUGGAACUCACGCGGAAGGCGAUUGCUGAUAAAAGUUACGCUCUCAAAGUAGCCCACACUAGACUAGAAGCACGAAUGCAUCGCCCUGAACUAGAAUUAUGCAGAGACUAUGCGCAGCUGAGCUUACAAAGAGAGAUCGAGGACAUAAAUCAGCAGGUUGAACGUAUGUACAAGAUGUUAAAGGAGCUUGAAAAUCAACACCAGCGAUUACUGCGUACGCGAAAUUCCAUGGAGCACGAUUUAGCAAUAAAAAUUGACGCAAUGUAUAUUGAUAAAGAAAAAGUAGCCGGACUCAGGCGGGCGUAUCCAGUCAAUGCACUGUUCAGAUUUUAAAUGCGACAUUACUAGAACGAAACCCUAAUAAUAAUAGUUUCAGUUGCAAAUGCAGCUUAGAAGAAAGUUAGUCGUGCAAUGAAUUUGUACACAGCGAAUACUCGGUAGCUCGGUAGUAUCGGAGUGUGAAGUAGAAUUUAACCCUUCAAAAGAUAGCGUGCCUCAUAAUCAGGUACAACAUUUAACGAGCAGAAAAAUGUUGAAAAUACAAUGUCAUCGAUGCUGUUCAAUCAUAAUCAUUAAAGUUACGACGAACCUAGUUAGUAUUAUAGAGAAAUGCACCCCUAAAGGAUAUUUAGGGCUGGUGAUAUUUCACAGUGGUAGAGCGCUAAUAUCUUGUUACUCAAUACAGAAUUGAGAAUAAGUUAAUUAAAAAUCUUCGAAUAUUUAUGUUUUCUGUACAAUAACUUUUGCCAAUUUACAAUAUUAAGGCUCUAAAUAAUUACCUAUCAAAGAUAGAGGGAUGUUCUCAAACCGUACUACUUGUGUCUUUGAGCAUAGCCAGGCCAAGGAAGUUUCAGACCUUCGUGAGCCUCAAAAAAUGUGUAAGACAACGUUAUUUCAUUUAUGAACUCCAUCUUUGGAUCUUCUGCUAUAUCAGGAUCAAGGUAGAAGAAGACCGGCAUAUCCACCUAGCAAGAACAAUACAAAAUUCGUUUUAUUCAUCAUAUCGAUGUUGGCAGUAAUCUAAUAAAACAAAUAAACAUGGCAAAAGUAUGAUAUUACCUG
Messenger RNA from Athalia rosae (coleseed sawfly), 2202 nucleotides. Its product is annotated as tektin-3-like. Gene Ontology annotation, biological process: cilium assembly; cilium movement involved in cell motility. Bases 112 to 1473 code for a protein of 453 amino acids. The record is from RefSeq and is a predicted model, not a curated record. The transcript is spliced from 8 exons. Gene Ontology annotation, cellular component: microtubule cytoskeleton; nucleus. Lineage: Eukaryota; Metazoa; Arthropoda; Insecta; Hymenoptera; Athaliidae.